Messenger RNA from Struthio camelus australis, 3170 nucleotides. The record is from RefSeq and is a predicted model, not a curated record. NCBI's taxonomy places the organism in Eukaryota, Metazoa, Chordata, Aves, Struthioniformes, Struthionidae.
CAGUUGUUAUCGCAGUUGAAACACCCGAAUAUCGUCACCUAUAGAGAGUCCUGGCAGGGGGAAGACGGCCUGUUGUAUAUUGUCAUGGGCUUCUGCGAAGGAGGAGAUCUGUACCAUAAACUUAAAGAGCAGAAGGGCAAACUUCUGCCUGAGAAUCAGGUGGUGGAAUGGUUUGUCCAGAUUGCCAUGGCCUUGCAGUAUUUACACGAGAAGCGCAUUCUGCACAGAGAUCUUAAGACUCAAAACGUUUUUCUGACGCGAACAAAUAUAGUCAAAGUGGGUGACCUCGGAAUAGCCAGAGUGUUGGAAAACCAGUACGACAUGGCCAGCACUCUCAUAGGCACGCCGUACUACAUGAGCCCCGAACUCUUUUCCAACAAACCCUACAACUACAAGUCUGAUGUUUGGGCAUUGGGCUGCUGCGUUUAUGAAAUGGCUACGCUGAAACAUGCCUUUAAUGCUAAAGACAUGAACUCUUUGGUCUAUCGAAUUAUUGAAGGAAAGCUGCCCCCCAUGCCAAAGGAUUACAGCCCACAGUUGGUAGAGAUAAUACGAACCAUGCUCAGUAAAAAGCCUGAGGAAAGACCCAGUGUGAAAAGCAUACUAAGACAGCCGUAUAUCAAGCAACAAAUCUCUCUGUUUCUGGAAGCCACGAAGGCGAAAACGGCCAAAAGUCAUAAGAAAACACUGGAUUCUAAACUUAAAGAUCCUUGUUCUGUGGUCUCAGCGAAGCAUGAAUCUCAUAACAAGAAUGUUGCACACCAAAAUCAGUCCUUUGAGCAAGCCAAGAAAAAUAAGAAUGAAGAAGAACGCAUCAUCAAAUAUAAAGCCACCAAAUUUUGUCCCUCAGAGAAACCAGCUGUUGAGUUGGGAAGAAAACCAAGCAGUAAUGAUUUGAACAGUCUGGGAGAUUCCUUAGCUACAAUUAGUAAAGUGGAUAUUGAUAUUUUGCCAUCUGAAAAGAGGACAUACGGAAGUGAGAAGUGUGGCGAUGAGCAUAUUCCAGAGGAUAAUAAAGCAAAGUACUUAAAUGGUCCAGGGGAUUCUAAAACAACAUACAGUAGAUCACCGAUUAAGGAGGAUGAACUACAGCAAAAAACAAAGCAAGCUUUUAAAGCUGAAAGUGUUGAGUCUAAGCAGUCUGCUGUUGAUGCUAUAAAUAAAGAUGACGACACUUUGAAACUCCUGCAGCCUGUACCAAAAGACCAAAAGCAAACUGACCCGAGCUUGGAUUCUACUGAAAAGCUGCUAGAACCAUUUGUUCCUGUUGUAAUUCAAGAAGGUGUCUGUCAUGGAACUUCAGGAGACCCUCAGGAAAGUACUGCCUCUCACUUACACCCUCAUAGUUCUGUCCACGAACCCUCUCUCUCACGGCAGCGACGGCAGAAGAAAAGGGAGCUGUCCGAAGUCUGUUCAGAGAAGGUGCAGUUUGGAGCAGUUGCUCCUCAGCCUUUACCUUUUCCUUCCAAUGUGAUCGUAAAGACAACACAGGGCUGCGCAGAGCAUGGUGCCAAAGUCUCUGAAUCUGUAAAUAGCACCAAGAACAGUCAAGUUGCCAUUGCAAAGGAGCGGCCUUUGUCAGCGAGAGAGCGUAGGAGGCUAAAACAGUCUCAGGAAGAGAUGCUUCCCUCUGUGAUUCCAGCAAGACGAACGUCAAAUAGUGCAGUAGUUGAAGCAAAAUCACGUGUGGAAAACCAUGUUAAAGUUGCUCAGUCCUCAUCAGAUCCCAGUAUUUCUCAGAAAAAAAGAGUAACCCAUUGCCUGUCUGACGAUGAGUUAAGCUCUUCCACAAGCUCUACAGAUAAGUCUGAUGGAGAUUCCAAGGAGAAAAAAAGCAGUAUGAAUGAAAUGAAUGAUUUGGUGCAGCUAAUGACUUGGACACUGAAAAUGGACUCUAAGGAGAAUUCUGAUUCCUGUGUAACCUCACCUCCAGCCUCAGAGUUUAAACUUCAUAGGAAAUACAGAGACACUUUGAUUUUGCAUGGAAAAUCAUCUCAUGAAUCGGAGGAAUUCAAAUUUGAAGCGUUUCCUUCAGAUAUGCUGUCAGGUCCUGAAAAGAUUAGGAGAAUGGUUGAAAUCCUAAGAUCUGAUGUGGUGCAAGGUUUGGGAGUGAAACUUCUUGAGAAAGUGUACCACGUCAUGGAAGAAGAAGAUGAAGUGAAGAGAGAGCUGCAGUUGCGGGAACACAUGGGAGACAAGUAUGCAAGCUACAGUGUGAAGGCACGCCACUUGAAAUUUCUUGAAGAAAAUGUGAAGUUCUGACCAGAUUAAGACUUUUCCCUUGGGGAGAAGACCACAGUUUUAGAGCUCGUUCGAUAGACUGGACCAGCUUACGAGGCAUGUUUAUCCUUUGAGCUCCUUUGCUGGGGUAAAGGGGAUGAGCUUGAAAAAAAUGUUACAGCAUUAGUUGUAGUAAUAUUUUCUAUGUUAAAAUGUGAACCAGGCUAUCACUCUCUCAGAAGAGGAACUGUAUGUUUAGUUCUUAUUCUCUUAAUGAAACUUGAGAAGAGUUUGUUUCAUAGAUGCAAAGAUGGAUGGAUACCAAGUUUUGUAUAGAAAGUAGCAUCCAAAAAAUGAUGUUUUGGUUUGAAUUAGUCAUAAACUGUUUUGGUAUGGUGAUAUACUAAAUACAGUAAGAGAAAUCUACGCCACGGUUAUAGCGUGCUAGGGACUAAGCCAUUUUAUCAACUAUCUAUGACGUUUUACUGGUUUUUGCCCACUAAAGGCCCCUGCAGAGUCUGUAAACUGCUAAGUUAAAAUGCUAAAGGGGUUUGCUGUAUUGCUUUCAAGCAUAGUGAAUUUGGCCCUAGCUUUUGUGUUUUAUUGCUAAGGCCAUCACCACGGUGGCAGAAAGCACUUAGUAACUGGAUAAAACAAGCCUGAAAAUGUUUGAAAGGAGCAGCCAUGGUUACCAUGGUCACGGCUGGAGAAAGUCCUUUCCCCUUACAAGUACUAAUUCCUUUUAGGAACCAAAGCGUCCAAGACCAGGGCCAUUUAGUCUAAUAGGUUUGACUUAGCUUUUCCUUUGGCAUGCACUUUGGUUAGAUUGCGUUACUACACGUGCCCAGGUAUUGUCAUGUGACAUCAUUAUGGAGAAAGCACGUGUGUUCUUUUUAAAGGAUAAUUAAGUCAUUAAGGGAAUCGAUUUUGUAAAAUAAAUUUGUAAAACC